AUGUUGAGACGUUUUUCAAAAAAGCGUAAUUCAUCGCAAAGUUCCGAAUAUUCAAAUUCAAAAUCGGAAAGCAAAAAACUAUUGAACAAGUUUUUGGAUUUUAUAACUUCCUCAAUUUGGUCAAUUCCAAUUGCAUCUUUCAUUGAGCAACAAAGCAUAGGUUGGUUUUAAAAGCAAGUUUGGUUUUGAGAUGUUUCAAAUCACAAUUUCUUCAGUCUUUGAUCGUCAACAAAUGGAAAUUGAAGUCUAUGAGCAAAUUCAUAAAGAAUAUUCAUCAUUGAUUGACACUUUGGUAAUUCAACAAAAUUAACAUCCAUUCCCAAUAAUCAAAAAAAUUUUCAGAUCGAAUGUUUCUGUGAAGACGUGUCGACUUCCACAGAAAAUUUGACAGAAGCCCUAAAAUUGUUGGAUCAGAAAAAUCUAAGUCUUCGUCAAAGAGUAAGUAUCAGAGAGAUCUUCAUUUACAGAAAAUAA
Caenorhabditis angaria is the source of this 474-nucleotide messenger RNA. Lineage: Eukaryota; Metazoa; Nematoda; Chromadorea; Rhabditida; Rhabditidae. The record is from the annotation of a GenBank genome assembly.